UCGAAUAGAAACACGAGAGUGUGUGCGCAUAUAAACAUGGCCGACGUUCCAAUCCGUGAGUUUCAAAGCCGAACAAUUCUAGCCAUUUCGUGUGGCUCCUAAACGCUCUGCUGCCAAGUGAACGCUUUAAACGUAAAGUUCUGAGAAUCUUUUAGUUGUUUAUUUGUAAUAUAGCAUCGUGUCGGCCUUUUAAGGUGUAUUUUUAAACCGUAUUUUUUGAGUAUGAGCGAACACACGGGUGAACGGCUUCGUAUGCGACCAUGGCUUGAGAAGCAAAUCAACGGCGGUCGUAUCCCCGGAUUGGUAUGGGAAGACAAGGCUAGAGGGAUUUAUAAAGUCCCCUGGAAACAUGCUGGAAAGCCGGGUUUUGUUCUGGAGCGGGAUGCACUGUUGUUUAAAGAGUGGGCCAGACAUACUGGCAAGUACAAAGAUGGUGAACAAGCCGAUCCCUCGACUUGGAAAACAAGGUUUCGCUGCGCCCUACAUAAGCUACCCGACGUGGAGGAAUUGAAGGAUCGGAGUUACUUGGAGGGCGAGCAACCCUUCAGGGUCUUUCAAUUCCUACCCAAAGGCACUAAGACUGAACGACCUGACAGUGCUCCUUCACCUGCAUUUACAGAUGUUUCCGUCUCACCACCUGUUGAUAAUAAUGCAGAAGAACCAAAAUUUUUUGAUACGGGUUCCUUUCAAAUCCCACAUGGCGAAAGGGAUGUGGACGAACUACAGAAAAUACUUAUUGAUACUUACGACGAGUGGGAUAACCCUGAAAUGAAUUUCUCGUCUUCACUGGAUGCUAAUAGUUUCAUGUGUGAAUAUUCAAACGUGCCGACUUUCCCAGAACCAUUUCAACCGGAUCCAAUGGCAGUGGGACCUGAAAUUAAUGAUAUCAUCGGAAUGAACCCAGAAGAGAUGAAUGUUGGCCUUAAAAUUUUCUACCGUGAAAAUCAAGUUUUGGAUAUGACAGUCGGUAACCACUUCGGGUGUCGUUUAUAUUCGGGGGUGGACGUCACGCGUGUCCCGGGCUAUAACGAUUCCCUCGCCCCAGUCUACGGGCCGCCUGAGGUGCAGCAAAUAUGUUUCCCGGACAAAGGAAGUCCUGCGGGCAUAAUGGAGAAACUCAACCGAGGCUUACUUCUUCAAUGGCAGCAGAACAGUAUCCAGGCAACGCGAUUUUGUCAAGCACACGUGUUUGCGAGCGGUGGGUGCUUGGGCUCCAAAGUCGUACCACUUGCUCGGGGGCAAACGACCGUAGUGUUCGAUUUUAAUCAUUUCCUGUCGUGUUUGGCUGAGUAUAAACUGUCGAGAGCACCUCUGCCAUUGUACGAGGUGUUUUUUUCGUUCGGACAACAGCCAGCGACCGCUACGACGGUCGAUCCAGGCGUCCUGAUUACCGUCUCGGUGACUCAUAACAAUGCAAAGGAAAGUAUCAGCAAGAUGGGGAGUGCAUCUGAUGUUAUCAUGUCCAUUGAGGACGAAUGCGAUAAAUUGGCUGCGCAGCUGCAAAACUACGUGAAGAUUCAACAGCAACAUUAAAUAAAUACACGACGUUUAGACUAUCAUGAUGGUAGAAACUAGAAAUACAUUUUAUGGCGUACUUUUCACCGCAAACGAUGAAACGUAAAAAUUUUCAAAGGCUUAAGAAUGCAAAAUUGUAAAUAUUCCUCGCUGUAUUUUGAAUACGACAUAUGUAGGCGAAAGAAAAUCAUGGGGAAUAUACAGUAGAAGACAUGACGCAGGUUGAUCGCCUUGAAUUAUGGCCUGGCAUUUAUAUAUUAACCGUCUCUCGAUUGCAAAAGUUGAAUGACCCUACUGUAUAUACCCUGUGCUGUGGUAGACAGUAAAAUUUCAAGUCAUUUCGCAGCUUGUAGAGUAAGAGUAUAUGCAGAAGUACAGUAAAGUGUACAAAUUUUAAAACUAAAGGCGCUGUUACGCUAUGCAAUUUUCCUUCGAAAUGCUAAGAAAACGUUAGCAGAUCGU
Dendronephthya gigantea is the source of this 1977-nucleotide messenger RNA. Its product is annotated as interferon regulatory factor 8-like. NCBI's taxonomy places the organism in Eukaryota, Metazoa, Cnidaria, Anthozoa, Malacalcyonacea, Nephtheidae. The transcript has 7 exons. Bases 223 to 1533 code for a protein of 436 amino acids. Gene Ontology annotation, biological process: regulation of transcription by RNA polymerase II; immune system process. Gene Ontology annotation, cellular component: nucleus. Gene Ontology annotation, molecular function: DNA-binding transcription factor activity, RNA polymerase II-specific; protein binding; RNA polymerase II cis-regulatory region sequence-specific DNA binding. The record is from RefSeq and is a predicted model, not a curated record.